Pieris macdunnoughi is the source of this 216-nucleotide messenger RNA. Lineage: Eukaryota; Metazoa; Arthropoda; Insecta; Lepidoptera; Pieridae. The record is from the annotation of a GenBank genome assembly.
AUGAGGGGCGGCCUCGGUCGGUCGGCGCGGCAGUGCGCCGCGCGCGGCCGUCGCGCCGCCCGCCCUGCUGUCGUGCCGCCCGCCCAGCAGUCGCCCGCGGACGCUUGCGUCGCCAGCAGUCGCCGCCGCCCCAGCGAUGCCGUCCGACGCACGCUAUUCCGCGCGAAUAGCCACGCUCGCGAUCUAAGCCCCCGCGCUCACCACGAAACUGAAUAA